Messenger RNA from Plenodomus lingam JN3, 1149 nucleotides. RefSeq lists its product as uncharacterized. NCBI's taxonomy places the organism in Eukaryota, Fungi, Ascomycota, Dothideomycetes, Pleosporales, Leptosphaeriaceae. Gene Ontology annotation, biological process: glucan catabolic process. Gene Ontology annotation, molecular function: hydrolase activity, hydrolyzing O-glycosyl compounds. The record is from RefSeq and is a predicted model, not a curated record.
AUGCGUCCCACACCCUCUCUACUCGCAAUCACAACGGUGCUAGCCACCCUCUCCCUCGCCGCUCCCACCGGACAAGAAAAAAACACAACCACAUCUCCUCCCUACAAGCUAGUCGAUGACCUCUCUUACACAAACUUCUUCACCGCAUUCGACUUCUUUUCCGGCCCAGAUCCGACAGAGGGCUUCGUCCAGUACCAAGACCGUGAGGCCGCCAUAGUCCAGAAUCUUGUCGGCUUCCUCAACGACACUCAGUCCGUCUUCAUGGGUGUCGACUACACGACCCAGGAUCCGCGGGGCCGGGCUAGCGUCCGCCUGGAAUCUAGAAAGACGUGGAAUCAGGGACUGUUGGUGGCGGAUAUUAGACAUAUGCCCGCCAGUAUUUGUGGGACGUGGCCGGCUUUCUGGCUGUUGUCAGGGAAGAACAAGGAUGGCGGAGAGCAAGAUGGCGAAGAACUCCCCUGGCCCACGGGCGGCGAAAUCGAUAUCCUAGAGGGUGUAAACGACUACACAACCAAUGCCGUAACCCUGCACACCUCCAAGGGCUGCAUCGUCGACAACUCCACCACCGACACCACCCUCACCGGUUCUACAACCGACGCCUCCACCCCAAUCUCCUUCACCGGCACCCUCAAAACAGAAAACUGCGACGUCGACGCACCGGGCCAGGUUCAAAACGCAGGCUGCUCCAUUCACGCCCCUGCAACCCUUCCCCUUGACCCCCAGCUCCAACCGCCCCCAUACACCCGCACCCCACUCCCUUCCUAUGGCACACCCUUCAACACCGCCGGCGGCGGCAUCUACGCCAUGGAAUGGACAAACUCCUCAAUAAGUAUCUGGUUCAUCCCCCGCACCUCCACCUUCACCCCCUCCACCCACAACCUCCCCCUCCACCCCGACCCUUCCUCCUGGGGUCCCCCUCUCGCACACUUCUCCGGCUCUGGAUGUCCCCUUUCCACUCGCUUCAAACAUCUCAAGAUCAUAUUUGAUACGACGUUUUGCGGGCAGUGGGCUGGUCGCGAGUGGGAGCGCGGCGGGUGCCGGGCGAGCACGGGGGUGCGGACUUGUGAGGAGUAUGUGUGGGCGCAUCCGGGGGUGUUUGAGGAGGCGUAUUGGGAGGUUGCGGGGUUGGGGUGGUUUCAGCGGGGGUGA